Messenger RNA from Nasonia vitripennis (jewel wasp), 1510 nucleotides. RefSeq lists its product as uncharacterized. Bases 147 to 926 code for a protein of 259 amino acids. Lineage: Eukaryota; Metazoa; Arthropoda; Insecta; Hymenoptera; Pteromalidae. The record is from RefSeq and is a predicted model, not a curated record. The transcript has 4 exons.
CGAAAAUUUUCUGAGACACAUCGCCUUCUUGUCUCACACACCGCCGACGCCUCUUCCACACCACACGUGUCAAGAUUGUCGCGCUGCACGGUUCGCCGAUUCGUCUAAUUUCUCGAUUCGUCGAUUCAAAAACUCCCGCCAAAACCAUGUUCAAGUACGUAGUAUUCGGUCUGCUGGUCGCCUCGGCGCUGGCCGUACCCGCACCCGAAACUCACCUGGACUGCAUGAACCACGAGGACAUGUUCAGCUGCUUCGCCGUAAAGGCGGCGAGUAGUCUGGACAGGGCUGCCCGGUCCGCUGAUCUCAAGAUCAUCGAGGGCAUCACCUUCGUCAGGGAUACACCCGUGGAACGCAGCGGAAAGUCACUGAAGCCCGAGACGGAGCUGAUGAAUGAAUUGCCCCGCGAAACCGCUGACAGGACUCUGCAACUCAUCAAUAUGGUAUUCGAAUCUGCAGUAUCUUUCCUGAAGAGCCAUAGCCUGAACAUCAACAUGCCAGAGGGUUCGGUAUCCCGCGCCAUGACUGAAGGUCGCGCCAAGAUCAAGAAGCUCCUCCUCCCAAUCCUCGCCGCCGCCGGCAUCAAGAUCUUCGCCCUCGUGCCGAUCCUCCUCGGAGGUCUCGCCCUCCUGGUGAUCAAGGCCCUGUUCGUCGGCAAGAUCGCUCUCCUCAUCGCCGGAAUCCUGGCCUUCCAGCGUCUCUUCAGCGGUGGCUCCGUUGGCUCGAUUGGCGGAACCGGUUUUAGCGGACUCGGCAGUAACAUCUUCGGCAAGAACCAGGCCUCCUGGUACGACAACAACCAGGGCUGGAACGGUGCCUCCACCAACCAGGCUCAGGGAUACUACAGGAGCUUCAGUGACAAGGCCGCCACCGACGCCCACAAUUUGGCUUACUCCGCGCAAGUGCCAAGUGCCAACGAGGCUCAUUAGAGUGUUUCUUUUGGUGCGAGGCUGUUUACCUUUUUUGUUGGAUUGAGAAGCGAUGGAGAUGAUCUUUUAUUUUAACCGGAUGGACUACCGAGGACUAUCGAUUGUUUCGAUGUUAGUUACCAGACGAUGCCAUAGACUUACUCUUAGACUACCAAAGCACUUACUCUGACUGACGGACAACUACAGUAUUUUACUUUAACGAAGACGGUGGACUGCCUUGUUGUUAGAUCUGCACUUUAUUUUACAGCGCAAUGACGACUUCGACGAUUGUGAAUUAAAAUACUGAUAGUGUGGCGUCAGACAUCGGCUUCGAUACAACUGUAAAAAGGUUUAGAGCGCUCGAGAGAGAAUUUCGUUUGUUUGGUUUCACUCAUGUAUGUAUGAUCUGAUUGUCUUUUACGCGAGUAAAGGAUUUUGGAUGUUUUCGCAUUUCACGCUAUUAGCGCGGGAUGACGAUAACUCGCCGUGACUGUUUUAGUUAUAGUAUUUAACUAUUUAUACUCAUGAUCUUUUGUAUAAUUUAUGUCAUUCAUCAGCUAAAUUAUUAUCAAUGUGGCAUUAUUAAUAAAAUAUUCAUAAAAUAA